Messenger RNA from Leptopilina heterotoma, 2498 nucleotides. RefSeq names its product mucin-5AC. Bases 294 to 2132 code for a protein of 612 amino acids. The transcript has 12 exons. The record is from RefSeq and is a predicted model, not a curated record. NCBI's taxonomy places the organism in Eukaryota, Metazoa, Arthropoda, Insecta, Hymenoptera, Figitidae.
AAAAGAGAGAUGGUGGACCAGUAGACGAGGCCAGUUCUGGUCAGGCAGCCUCACACGACCUCUCGUACGGUGACUCCUGUCCACCGAUCUCAUUCAAGAUCAAUAUUCCAUCGAUAUAAAAAUACAAAUUUUUAUUAUUUUAAUUCUCUGUGCGCAAAAUAUUUAUUAUUCUCGCGAAAUUCAUUUCUUUAAUAUUUAGAAAAAUUUGAAUUUCCUCAGUGCGUUAAUAUCAAUUUUUUGGAUUAUAUACCCAUUCUCGCGAAUUGGUGCGAGAGGGUUGCAAAGUGGUCGCAAUGCCAUCGACAACGAGGGAAAGCUCACACAUGAGCAAAAAGAUCGUGACUCACAGUGGUCCUAUAUCGGGACAGAGCCACUCAGCAGCCACGGCCAGCAACCUCGAGAGCAACUUAGAUGCACUAUUAGAGGAUCUUCAAACGACCGUUUCAAAACCAGAAGCGAAGACAACGACAAUCAAUCGAACUAUUCGUUCAAGUUCGCCAUUGGUGGAAUACCGGUCAGCUGCCAAUUCAAGCAAAACAGUUUCUGAAAGUACAAGAACUGUUUCGCCCACGCGGGGCACGACUACGACAACUGAAAAAUAUAUUACGACAGGUCCUGCUGGCGCGCCGUCCGGUAUUCCAGGUUUAGAAUUGCUAGAUAAGGAACUUCAAGAUGUGCAACCUGGUCAAAGCAAAACAGUUGCUUACAAGCAGGUUUCUUAUCAUUAUAACAAGGACUUGGAUGGAAAACCAAUGGAUUCGUGGGAUAAUUUAACCAGUCCAGCCUUGAUCGAUUCAAUUCGUGAUCGAAGUUAUGAAGAAUCAUCACGUACGAGACGCCGAAGUCCAGAACCAACUAAAUCGGUUACUAGAGAAUUGACCUCUUAUAGUGACAGCAGUCUCAGGACUCGACAACCGUCUCCUAUUCGAUCAACCCAGAAGGACGUAUUUUAUCAAGAAAGUAAAGAGAGUUACCGAUCGAAUCCAAGAACAUUGACGAGCACGUCACAUGAAGUACUUGAGGACGUAACACCCGCAGUGCCAGUGAAUUUGGCACCCGGACCGAACACUAAGGUGACAACCACUGUCAAGACCUACACCUACGAGCUUCCUGGAGCACCAGACACAUACGUGAAUAGUUCCUUGACAAAGAAUCAUGAUAAAUCCGUGACCUAUUCAUCUACAAAGGAUCCAGGGGUUCAAAAAACGAUCACCUAUGAGGUGGAUCAAAGAGGUUACCGCUCAGGAAGUCCAGUGAGAUAUUCACCAAUUGACGUGCCAGUAAAAUCGAAAACCGUUCACGCUGAGGAAAAAUAUUUCCGUGAAGAGCGCCACGGUUAUAGACCAACGAGUCCAACUUAUCACACUUCGAGUAAUGCGACAACAAUCUAUCAUGGAUCACCCUCACCAACGGGCACGUCAAGUUUGACGAGAAGAGAGAAAUUCUCCGAUAUCAAUGGCUAUGGACCACGAGGACCUGGCGAUUUCACCGAUCACGCGGAACUUAAGAGCACCACCUAUUAUCAAAGUCCAGUGGCACCAGUGAGUGAAACGCGAACCGAAUUAAUUGAGGAGCAUUACAGUAGUAGAUCACGAAGUCCGCCUAGAACUUAUUAUCCUCCGGUACAAACGACAAGCGCAAAGGAGACAAUUUAUAAAUUCGAAAAGUCCAGCAAAAGUUGCGAUGGACCCAAACCAUUUCCCUCUGGUGGGGUCAAAGUUUAUCCGACGAAACCACCGAUUUCCGAGGGACCACCCGCUAAACUCGAAGAUCUGAUGGCUUCUUUUUCAGACACCGAGAAAGAAGUUUUGGACGAGAUUGACCGAAAGGAGCGGGUUCAACGAAGAACCAAGGAAAUAAUUAAAAAGGAAGUGGAAUUCACGAACUCUCCACCAAGAAGCAAGGCAGCUUCUCCUGUUUAUUAUCCCCCAGGUUCUGAAUUAGCGAAACGUGAAGGAAGUGGAUCAAUGGCACACUCAAGCAGUGCCUACAUGUCGGAUAAGGGCGAAUGGAAACGGGGGAUGUACGAAAAAGAAUCGAAAUCAGAAACAAAAUGGAAGACAAAGAAAGGAAAAGUAGCGAUACCUCUUUGUUUGCCUCUGUGUUGCGCUGCACCAUGUGUCAUUAUGUGAAAAAAAAAAUAUCAAGCUAUUUAAACAAAAAUUCGCGAAAACUAAACAAAAUUAAUAAUAAUAAUAAUAACAUUCAAUGCCUCAAUUUUGAAUUCAGAUGUUUAAAAAAAAUAAUUCUUUGCAAUUAAAGAAUAUAUUCUUUAAUUGCAAAGAAUAUUUUCUUUUCUCUCGACGAAAAAUUCUGAAUUCUUAAAAAUAAAAAUGUAGCGGCAAAAAAUCAGUAGAUCUUAAAUGUUAAAAUAAUUAUUAUCAAUUGAAUAUUAAUAUCAAUGAUACUGUCUCUAACAAAAAAUGUAGUUUAACUCAAAUGUUCUAUUUAUAUUUAUUGUAUGACAAAAAACCUGUGAGUUUCAAUUUUUUCUCUAA